AUGUUUCCUAAUUCAUAUACGCAAAAACUAUUCGCGCCUGAAAACUUUAAAUGCUAUGAAGUCAACAAGGAAUUGGUAACUCAGAAGAACUUCCUAAAUGGUUUGGAAAACGCGAGACACAUAUUACACUGCUUGGAGAAGAGUCUGAAAAAGACCCGCAGUUACGAGGAUCAAUUGUUACGAUGCAAAUCCAAACACUCCCAUGUGCAUAUUAAAACUAGUGAUUCUCAAAUUUCCCAAGAUAAUAGUUCUAAGCCCUCAGAAACAGCAAACUCGCAAUCCUCAAAGAGCCCAGUAAAUUUGCCAGAAUCUUGGUCAGCUAUAAGUAUUGUAUGUCUUCAGUACCAAUACGAAGAACUGUCAGCCCGCUACGAGUCCCUACUGCGUGAUUACGACGAGCGCUGUAAAUUAGUGAAUUCUCGCGACGUGGAAAUUUCUAGACUUCGACAGAGGAUGAAAAGGAAUCACGCGAGGCUUGUUGAUGCGAACAAAGCCUUACUAGCCGUGGGCGAGAGGUAUAUGGCUUUACGGAAGAAGAAAUUUGUACAGAAACUUUGGUACGAAGAGCGCAUAGACCAAUUGAAACAGCGCAUACAAGAUGUAGUAACAACUGCAGAACGCGCUCGACUGGAAAUUGACGACCAAUUGCUAAAUCUCAUAGCUGGUGAGGAGGACACAUCUGCUUCGUUGCUUCUUGAAGAGGUAUUGGUGGAUUAG
Molecule: messenger RNA, 717 nt
Organism: Zerene cesonia (dogface butterfly)
Lineage: Eukaryota; Metazoa; Arthropoda; Insecta; Lepidoptera; Pieridae
Exons: 5
Coding region: 1-717 (238 amino acids)
Source: RefSeq, a predicted model, not a curated record